AUGACUACGCAGAUGGCAAAGCCGACCCUGCGAGUCUGCGUGACCUUGUUCGGUCGACAGGCCCCUCUAGCUACAGAUCGAGCUACUCGAAAACCCUGGCCCUCUCGGUUCGGCAGGUAUCCUGCAGUGUGGUCGACGAUCCCCAACGAGUCUCUCAAUAAAGGCAACAUCCGUCCGUUCAUCACGGAGGUCUCUAGUGAUAGUAAUAUCGACAACGUAGACGCCAUUGACGCCAUCUCCCCUAUGUUCUUUAUCCUGAGUCCUGACCUCUCCAAGCUGCUCAUUGCUCCCCCGCCCUCAAUUCUUGCCCUAACGGCUGAAUGCACAAGACGUCUUUUCACGAACGUAUCUAAUGGUCUCCAAGGCUCAACUGCAGUUUUGCUCAUCCUCAAACACCUCUUGACACUCCAUACUUGUCCUCUGCAAACCCUUAAAAUGCCUAAGCGCAAGCACGAAUCAUCUCCACCUCCACCCCCACCGCAUGGAGUCUCUCCGUCCCAAGGGACAUUUUGUUCAGCACCUAGCUUCACUGAGACUGAGGUCGAGAAGACCGAAGAUGGCUGGAAUUAUCUUCAAACUCGCGCACAUGAACGACUCAAUCGGAGGAGGAGACUCUAUCGCGCACGUCAUUCUCGAUGCGGAAUCGACGAGAUGCUUGUGACUACCUUUGAGAAUAUUCGCACUUGUCUUCUCCAACCGAUCAGAGCGUCUGGCGGAAAAACACCCACCCCUGUUGACUCACCGCUUCAAAAAAGACGCGAGAAUGCUCAAGCCAUAUAUGAAGUGAUUGAGGAGCUGCAAGUGCGAGAUUCGAAUUUCCGCAAAGGCUGUCUCGAACGUGAUAGAAAUCGUUGUGUGGUGACGAAAGCCAUAUCGUUCGACAAGGCGGAAGAAAUAGGGUCGGCGGAGGAUGUUCUACAGGGAGAUCUCGAAGCUGCGCAUAUCAUUCCCUGGUUGUUUGCAAGCUUCGACCCCAUGAAAGGUGCAAGCAUCAUAUCGAAUAUAUGGGAAACCCUCUACCGAUGUUUCCCUGAGAUGCGCACAAUCAUGCGAAGUUCCAGAAUUAACGAGAUUGAGAAUGGCCUCACGCUUCACCAUUCUAUCCACCGUGAAUUCAGUCGCUUCGGAUGUGCCUUCGAGCCGAUCGCCAACGCUCCGCAUACGUACAACUUCGUUACAUUCAAGCGCUUUCCCACCAAAAUGAACCCAUUCCUCCCCCACCAGGUCACUUUCGUAGAUGCAUCCCAGCCUGAGCCAGAGUCCGGUCUUCCACACCCGGUCUUGUUAGACUGUCACUAUCGACUUGCGAAAUUCUUCGACGCGAGUGGGAUGGGCGAGGUCAUUGACAGAACUCUUGAUCUUUUAAAGGAACUCAAGACUGGUUCAGUCUUAGCUCGUGAUGGUACUACUGAUCUGGGGUCUCUGCUUCGAUACGCGGUCUGGGAAUCUGUCACGGUUUAA
Molecule: messenger RNA, 1461 nt
Organism: Penicillium oxalicum
Lineage: Eukaryota; Fungi; Ascomycota; Eurotiomycetes; Eurotiales; Aspergillaceae
Product: HNH endonuclease signature motif containing protein
Exons: 6
Coding region: 1-1461 (486 amino acids)
Source: RefSeq, a predicted model, not a curated record